Prorocentrum cordatum is the source of this 4864-nucleotide messenger RNA. Lineage: Eukaryota; Dinophyceae; Prorocentrales; Prorocentraceae. The record is from the annotation of a GenBank genome assembly.
AGCCAUCCUGGGUCGAGUCGCUGCGUCCCAGAUCCACCGACGCUCAUUACCACACUUGUUGAGUACAUGUCCGAGACAGCAGUGUUUACGCCUGGUUGAGAUGCAGUUCGAUGUGACAUUUAUCCCCGGUGGAUUUUUGCGACCGCGGCUGCUCUCGUCUGUACAGCGGGUGCCGAGGUCCAGCUCAUGCAGAUGUGGGCUCGUGGCUCCGCUGCGAGCGAUGUCUCCAUCGUGCGGCCACGCUCGGGCUGUCAGACACCUAUCGAGGGCGAUCCCUGCUAUGACAUCGUAAUGUGGGCGAUGCAGACCGGUAUCGAGGCUUAUCCAGAACGGUUCGUUCCUCUGACGAAGAAUUCCAGCUUCAAGGAUUUCCAGCGGCUAACAUCCCAGCUGUCCGACGACUGCCUGGAGCCCUGUGCGACGCCGGCCCUGGAGGAGUGCCACACGGCAGUGGAGGGCGAUGCGUGCCACGAGAAGGUGGUGUGGGCGAUGCAGACGGGCGUCGUGGAGAAGCCCGAUUGGUACCCGUCUUUGACCAGGAGUUCCAGCUUCGAGGACUUCCAGCGGUUCCUGCACGGCCACGCCAGGUUUUCCGACGUGUGCCCAGAGCCAUGUGCGGCGCCGGCCCGGAAGGAGUGCCACACGGCAGUGGAGGGCGAUGCGUGCCACGAGAAGGUGGUGUGGGCGAUGCAGACGGGCGUCGUGGAGAAGCCCGAUUGGUACCCGUCUUGACCAGGAGUUCCAGCUUCGAGGACUUCCAGCGGUUCCUGCACGGCCACGCCAGGUUUUCCGACGUGUGCCCAGAGCCAUGUGCGGCGCCGGCCCGGAAGGAGUGCCACACGGCAGUGGAGGGCGAUGCGUGCCACGAGAAGGUGGUGUGGGCGAUGCAGACGGGCGUCGUGGAGAAGCCCGAUUGGUACCCGUCUUUGACCAGGAGUUCCAGCUUCGAGGACUUCCAGCGGUUCCUGCACGGCCACGCCAGGUUUUCCGACGUGUGCCCAGAGCCAUGUGCGGCGCCGGCCCGGAAGGAGUGCCACACGGCAGUGGAGGGCGAUGCGUGCCACGAGAAGGUGGUGUGGGCGAUGCAGACGGGCGUCGUGCGAACAGUGAGGAGAUGACGUGUGCCAGCCAUGAGUGCCACACGGCAGUGGUGCGUGCCACGAGAAGGUGGUGUGGGCGAUGCAGACGGGCGUCGUGGAGAAGCCCGAUUGGUACCCGUCUUUGACCAGGAGUUCCAGCUUCGAGGACUUCCAGCGGUUCCUGCACGGCCACGCCAGGUUUUCCGACGUGUGCCCAGAGCCAUGUGCGGCGCCGGCCCGGAAGGAGUGCCACACGGCAGUGGAGGGCGAUGCGUGCCACGAGAAGGUGGUGUGGGCGAUGCAGACGGGCGUCGUGGAGAAGCCCGAUUGGUACCCGUCCUUGACCAGGAGUUCCAGCUUCGAGGACUUCCAGCGGUUCCUGCACGGCCACGCCAGGUUUUCCGACGUGUGCCCAGAGCCAUGUGCGGCGCCGGCCCGGAAGGAGUGCCACACGGCAGUGGAGGGCGAUGCGUGCCACGAGAAGGUGGUGUGGGCGAUGCAGACGGGCGUCGUGGAGAAGCCAGAUUGGUACCCGUCCUUGACCAGGAGUUCCAGCUUCGAGGACUUCCAGCGGUUCCUGCACGGCCACGCCAGGUUUUCCGACGUGUGCCCGGAGCCUUGCGCCGCACAGGAUGCCACAGAUCGUGUCCGAGCAGAGAGCUUUCAGACGUCAGAUCCGCCGUAUGGUUCGACUCCAUCUCCCGCGCCAAUCGAUUACAAUAGGUUGGUGUCUGGUCCGGAGUCCUGCGACGUGACGGAUGGAUCUUCCCCGAGCUCCGUUUACCCAUGUAUGUGCGGAUCGGAUCUUUGCGCAGUCAAUCAGAUUUGUUCUGGAUAUUCAUGCGCGCCGAUAGAGUUCCUCAGGGUGGAAUGGCCAUGCUCGAACCCCGGGAUCGGCAGCUCGUACUUCAGUCUUUCAGGAGUAAGCGCGAACGGGGCACCAGUAUACACCAAUUCCGUCGGCAACUACAUCUACUGGGAUGCUUCGUGUGACGGGUCGGGCAGUCAAAAUCAAGAUCGAUGGAUUAUGGAUGUGGACGCCCCAAACGUGACGGCUCCCAUGGACCUGGAUUCCAGCCUGGACUGCACUUUCAUGGGUUACCAUGGCACCCCAGAGUUCUUCGGCGUCCCUCUGGGGAACUCCACUUGGACCGUCGCGUGCGACGGCGCGCAGUCUGACACGACGGUCGCGAUCACCCAUGUGCAGGUCAUACCGACCCCCGGCCCGACGCUGGAGCCUGGCUUGCCGUGCGCGUGCGCAACCCCGUGCGGCGGGUUUGUUUACGUGGACACAGACGGGGAUGGCUGCAUCGAGUAUCCGGAGUGCAUGCCGAACGUGGAGCUCGCAGAGCGCCUUCCCGAGAUGGACGCGGACGGGGACGGUUGCGUGACCGAGGCCGAGUGCGACCUCUCCCCAUGGUCGUACCUUCUUCCCAACUUCGCUGUCGCGGCCCCCGAGUGUGAUGAAGGUUCCUACGUCGCGGUGGGAACCAGCGUGUGCCAGCAGUGCCCCGGUGGGGAAACCCGGCGCCGUCGCGCGACCACGUGCACCGAGUGCCCUCUUGGGAGGGCGUACCCCCCCGGUUUCUGCGGGCACCUCGACGACUGCAUCGCGGGUGCGUACCUCAUGGGCCCGGUUUCGGCAGGCGGCGACGUCAUCUGUGCAAGCCAGGACAUCGACGAGGGAGGGGCACUGCUGACGGUGGGCGUCCGAGUCACGAUUGUGGCGCGCGCCCUGGGCCAUUUCCAGAGCCUGACCAUCGAGGAUAUCACCUCUCGCACCAACGGGACCGUCUGCUUCCGCAUGAGUGGCCCAGCGGUGCUCAAUUUCUCCGCGUGCGAUCCGGUCAUUGAGACUUGCAGUGGGACAAGCGGACUUGCGUUCAGCGACUCGUACCCUUGCGGCUGCGGCACGGUAAUUUGUCAAGACGGUGAAAGGUGUGACUUCGGGAGCGCAGGUAAUGACCACGGGCAGGGUGGAUAUUGCAUCGGCCCGGGACCUGGAAUUCUGCGGACGCCGUCCCCGACAGUGUCGGCCAAGGGGGACCCGCACUUGGUCAACUUGCUGGGAGAACACUUCGACGUGAACCACGGGGGCGAGUUCACUCUGCUGAGGAUCGGGAUCCCGCAGGACGCCGGCAGACCCGCCGAGAUGGAGCUGAAGGCCUCCGUCCGGCCCGAGAGCGGCAGGCCGUGCACCACGUACAUCACGCAGGUGGAGCUCUCGGGCGCCUGGCUCGGUGGCAAGGUCGUGCAGGUGCGCUCCUACAAGGCGAAGGCCAAGGACGAGGCCGGCAAGUUCCUGGGCCUGCGCGUGAUGAACAGCGGCGUAUAUGAGGAGGCCCAGCAUGAUGUCCCGUGGGAGAAGCUCGCGGACUGGACCGACAUGACCCUGCUACUCUCGGAGUACCAGGGGAAGACGGGCUUCAUGGUGACCCUGGCGAAGACGCAGUGGCGCAGCCGGAAGGCUGCCAGGGAGGGCGCGUCGAGCGUGGCUGGCCAGGUCGAGGUCCGGUUCCAGAGGAGGCGGCUGAACGAGUCCGCACAGGUCAUCAUGCGCCAGGACUUGCCCAUGCAGGAGCACCUGAACCUGGCCGUGCGACACAUCGCUGCGCUCGGCCGCUCCGACGUCGGCGGCCUGCUCGGCUUCGACCCGCACCCCGAGUCCCUGGAGGCCGUCACGCCCGAGUGCCAGCGCCACAGGGACGGGCUCGACGGGCAGCAGGGCCCCCGCUUCAGGCCGAACUGGAAGAUCCGCUGGGAGAAGAUCCGGGAGCAGCGCGGCCGGCUGGAGGACCCCCACGGGGGCACGGGCGACAACCAGGCGGCCGCCAGCCUGAUGAGCACCAGGGCGAUGAUGUGCGUGUGCGCCAGCGCCGAGGCCGGCGCCGAGGCCGGCGCCGGCGGCGGGGGCGUCCAGGGCGUCCUCGCCGAGCUCCAGACCGGCCGGCUUGCCGAGGCGACGUGGGACUGACGAGCUGGCUGCAUGGGGCCCGGCCAGCGUGCGGGGCCGUGCGGCGCCGUGGAAAAAAUUCUGGCUGUGUAAUUUCUGAAUCCGUUUUAUCAAUGCGACUCGAGCAGCAAGAAUUCAGCUCGGGAUGCCCAUCGUAUCCCGAGGGCCCCGUCCCUCGGGGCCCCCUCUUGGAGCCUCCGGUUGGGUGACGCUGCAGCGGGCUGCGCCGAGGGCCUCCGAUGGACGGCCUGAGAUGGCCUGGCCCGCACAGUGCGGUCGUGCUUGCGUUGAUUCUGAGAUGUGACAACUACUGCCGGCUCGCGUAGUCAGCUCUGUCUCGCAAGAGCCAUCUUCAGUCACAGCUUGCCGAUUCGGAAUUUUAGCUGUGUCGUACCAAUUCCUCCAAUUCCCAUCCACCUUCUUGGACUCCUGCAGCGUUUCGUGUUCUGGCUCCAGUGGAUUUGCUACCUGGACGUUGCUGCACCGUGCCUCCCGCUCGCACCCGAGCGCGUCCCUCCCGGCCGCACUUCCUGCACGACGUGCCCGCCUCGCCGCGCCCCGCAGAGCUUGACGCGCCGAGGGCCCCCCUCCGCCGCGCGCAGCCUCCUCUCCUGCCGUCCUGCCCCUUUCCCUCCUCCUGUGCCGCGGUUCGCUCUGCCUGCAGCUGGUGCUGGUGGUGCUGCUGCAGCCGUUCCUCCCCCUCGCCUCCGUGGCCUCCUCACGCUCCGCGCCCCCUCCUCCUACCACUCGCUCUCAUGCUCUCUUUUUUGUUUCUGUCGGGGCCCCGCUCGCGAGCCUCUUCCCCCUCUCGGGGCCGUCCUGAUCGAACCCG